Messenger RNA from Cherax quadricarinatus, 1632 nucleotides. Its product is annotated as HAUS augmin-like complex subunit 4. Gene Ontology annotation, molecular function: microtubule minus-end binding. Gene Ontology annotation, cellular component: HAUS complex. The record is from RefSeq and is a predicted model, not a curated record. Gene Ontology annotation, biological process: spindle assembly. Lineage: Eukaryota; Metazoa; Arthropoda; Malacostraca; Decapoda; Parastacidae.
UACUCCGGCUGAUGCUGUCAGUGGCCCUGAUAAACCCAACAAAGACUUCUCUCUCAAAUUCAAAUUUUUUAUUUUCAAGACAUUAUGCACACUUAAAAUAUUUUAAAAAUCUUGUUGUAUAUUGUUAGCGUCAAGCUACUGACACCUGUAAGUAAGAUUCCCACCUGGAUAUAUCCCGUACAUGGGUAUGUGCAACACUUGGGUAUAUCAACACCUUGCAUUGUGUUGUACGGUAGGCUGAGUGAGGACGAGUACGUAAGAAGUGAGUGAUGGAGUCAAUGACAGACACUGAUGUAUCCACUGAAGCUCUCGCCAGCAAAUUGAGUGGAAGCCUGCCUGUAUAUAUUGGAGCCCACGAUGUCAAAAAGUUCCCUCAACUUGCCCAUCUCUUGGAGGACCUCAGCAGUCGCCUCACACCUACCGGCAUUUACAAGACCACUCAUGCCAAGCUUAUGCAGGCUGCCUAUACCAUGAAGCAUGCCAGGCAGUUGUACAUAGAGGUUGCUACCCUGCAUCGUGUAGUUCAUGAUGCACUGUAUGAGACAUCAACACUGCAUGAGACAUCAUCAAGCUACGACAAAACUGCCAAGAACUUGCAGGACAUGCUCGAAGCUCUGACAUUAUCUGAACUAGAGCAUCACUUGAUGCUGGUCCAGGACAGCUCAGAUCAGACAACCUCAGCGCAACAUCAGAAGAUGCAACAACCAUUAUCCAGCUUCCAGCAGUCUCAGCACACGGUGUUUGGCAUCACCCCAGAGCAAGUGUUAGCACGUGCCCAGGUCCGUGUCUCUGACAAGAUGAUCCUUCAGUUGGCUAAGGUGUUAGAGGAGAGGAUAGAAAAGGAAUGGAUCAGGAUUGCUUCAUUUCUGGAUCCAGUAGAAUUUGUGAAUUAUGAUCCUGAUGAAGUUAGUAAAAUUCCUGAUCGGCUGGAGGACAAGGCACGCAAGUUGACUGAGGAGAGACUUGCACUGAUACACAGCAUGAGACAGACUGACUACUUGUUCCAGCAGGUGUACUGUCUGCUGUUGAAGUACAGCAAGAUUCUGCAGUGUCUGGUGGAAAAGCAACGCUUGUCUUGCUACCCAGCACAGCACCUCUUAAGUGGCAUCAAUAUGCACAAUGUUCAGCUGAUGAAACUCAAGUGUAUGCAAUUAGAGAUAAUGGUUGACACCUACAACAGCCAGUCAGUUCCAGCACUGAAGCUUAUUCAGGCUCAUCUGGAGGACCGUAAAGAAAGAGCUCAAAAGACCUUGGCCCUUCUUCAGCAUAAAUUAAGCAGCUACAGUGGACUCGACUCGAGGUACCAGGAAUUGUUAGAAGAAUACUCAAAACUACAGCAAGACAUAAACUUCACUAAAAAAUCAAUGGAAGAGUGCUCUCAUUAAGGUACUGAAGAAAAAGGAAGCCCUAUUGACUUUCUCAAUUAUGUGAGAGAAUUUAGUGACUAGUGUAUCAUAAAUGUGAAUGUCAUGUACAGUAACAAAUUGAGUCUGGACACCUACACUUGGGCUUCUUGCUUGUAUUAUAUAAUGGCAUAAAAAGAAUUUUGUAUUUAUUUCUUAAAAUAUUACAACUAUAAUUGUAACAAAAUAAUGUCUGUUCUAAAUAACGUGAAAAUAAAAAUAUAUUGCA